Sebastes umbrosus (honeycomb rockfish) is the source of this 3381-nucleotide messenger RNA. RefSeq names its product NAD-dependent protein lipoamidase sirtuin-4, mitochondrial-like. The record is from RefSeq and is a predicted model, not a curated record. Lineage: Eukaryota; Metazoa; Chordata; Actinopteri; Perciformes; Sebastidae. Gene Ontology annotation, cellular component: recycling endosome; plasma membrane; early endosome. Gene Ontology annotation, biological process: iron ion transport. Bases 88 to 2970 code for a protein of 960 amino acids. Gene Ontology annotation, molecular function: NAD-dependent protein lysine deacetylase activity; NAD+ binding. The transcript is spliced from 18 exons.
CAGACUAACAGAAAGGACAUCUGUCUGCUGAGCUCUGCAGACUACAUAGAACACAUUUGACUGAGUCUUUGAUCUACAACAGGCAGAAUGAGAGGACUAUAUGCCAUUUUGCUCCUUUUCAUCUUUGUCUGCUGCACCAGCGCUAAGAAGAUGCGGUGGUGCACAGUGUCGGAUCCUGAACAGAGGAAGUGUGCAGACCUCGCUAAAGCUCUGGUGGCGGUGCUGCCGCCAGCUGCUGUGGCAGCUUUCGCCAGACUCUCAUGCAUACGAGCGUCCAGCACGACUGACUGCAUCGAGAGGAUCAGGGCGAAUCGUGCUGAUAUAGUGACGUUAGAUGCAGGAGAAAUCUAUUCUGCUGUGAAGCAGUUUGGCCUCGUUGUCAUAGCAAAGGAGAUAUACAGUGACGGAGGCUGUAUACUGUCUGUAGCUGUGGUGAGAAACCACAGUUUGGACAUUCGGUCCCUGCAGGGCCUCAGGAGCUGUCACAGUGGGGUUCGAUGGACGGCUGGAUGGAGUCUCCCACUUGGCUUCCUGCUGUCCCGUAACUACCUGAGCUGGUCGAAGGAGCGGCCACUCAGUCAGGACGUCAGUGCCUUUUUUAGUGCCAGCUGUGUUCCUGGAGCUGCUGCCAUGGCGCCACCUCUGUGCUCUCUGUGCCAAGGCCAGAAGUCUUACAUUCGCCAGAAGAAUUACCACUGCGAAACGUCCCACAGUGAGCCCUUCUACAACAGUCAUGGAGCCCUCAGAUGUCUCAGGAGUGGAGCAGGAGAUGUUGCAUUUGUGGACCAUUUAGCUCUUGAGAGUAUUGAAGACAGUGAUGGAGAUGAGUUCAGGCUGCUGUGCACAGACGGCUCACAAGCUCCUCUCAGCCACUACAGAACCUGUAAUCUGGGACGUGGUCCAGGAGGCGGCAUGGUCACCAGAAUUAACUUUCGCAAGAUUGCUCGCAAAUUUCUAGUGACAGUGCAGAUGCUGUUUGGCCAACGAGGAAGAGAGAGGCAGCGCUUCCAACUCUUCAACUCAUCUUCUUUUGGAGAAAACGACCUUCUCUUCAAAGAUGUGACAGAUAAACUUGCUGUUCUGCCAGAUGACAUGGAUGUCAGUCAGGUGCUGGGGCUGGACUAUGUGGCACUCCUCAAAGGUCUUGGACAUGAAGGAAGUUCACUGGAGGACAGUGUGGUGCGAUGGUGCUGCAUCAGCCACGCAGAGCAGACGAAAUGUGAGCAGUGGGCUCUCAGCAUAAAGUCAGACCCGCUGGUGUGUGUCAGAGCGGUCUCAAUGCGCAACUGUAUCGAGAAAAUUAAGAGGGACGAGGUGGACGCCGUCUCGCUGGAUGCAACUCACUCUUUCAUUGCAGGAAAAUGUGGUCUUGUCCCCGUAGUUACAGAAUAUUAUGGAGGAAAAUGUGUGCCUGCUGAGGGAUCAACCCACUUAGAGGCAGACGUGUUGCCCUCAGUGGUUGGCGUGGCGGUGGCAAAGCGCUCCAGUAAAAACGUAUUCAUCGGGAACCUGGGAGGUCGGCGCUCCUGUCACGGCCACAUGUACAGCCCGGCGGGCUGGCUGCUGCCACACAGGCACACGUUGAGCCUGGAGCACAACAGCAGCUCCUGUGAUCCAAACCAAGUGUACAACGACGUGUUUUGGAAAGGCUGUCUUCCUGGCUCUCAGGGGAAUCUGUGUAAAGUGUGUCUCGGAGGCACAGGGGAGGCCGCCACCAAACGCUGCGCUGACAACCACAAUGAGCGUUACUAUGGCAACAUGGGGGCAUUAAGGUGUCUGGUUGGAGAUCCCAGUGGGAAAAGCUACGGAGAGGUGGCCUUCCUCGAGCAACACAACCUUCUGGCCAACAUCCUCAGUUUGAGUUCCACCGGUUGGGCCGAUGGGUGGACGUCAUCAGACUAUGAGCUGCUGUGUGGUGAUGGUAGUCGGGCGCCGUUGUCAGAGUGGGAGAGCUGUAACCUCGGAGUCAUCCCACCGAACACCAUCAUGACGCGGCCGGUGCUCACGGCGCGAGUGUACGACUUCCUCAUGAAGUCACAGAUGAGACUACCUCGGAGGAUCCUCAGCCUGCCCUCAGCCCCAGUGAGGAGGUCCUCAGUCCCUGCGGGCAUGGUGAGCUUCGUCCCCCCCUGCAGCACCACUGAUGUCCUCUCCCUGGAGCUGCUGCAGGACUUCGUGUCCCGAGCCAGGCGCCUGUUUGUGAUCAGCGGAGCAGGACUCUCCACUGAGUCCGGCAUCCCGGACUACCGCUCUGAGGGGGUCGGGCUGUAUGCUCGCACCGACAGGAGACCCAUGCAGCAUGCAGAGUUCCUCCGCAGUGCCAAGUCCCGGCAGCGCUACUGGGCCAGGAACUUUGCCGGCUGGCCUCAGUUCUCCUCCCAUCAGCCCAACGGAGCCCACCAGGCCCUGCAGCGGUGGGAGGACAGAGGAAAGCUGCACUGGCUGGUCACACAGAAUGUGGACGCUCUUCAUUCAAAGGCAGGACACAAGAGACUGACAGAGCUCCACGGCUGCACCCACAGGGUGAUGUGUCUCGGCUGUGGUGCCAUCUCAGCGAGGGAGGAGCUCCAGAAGCGAUUUGUAGCACUCAACCCAGACUGGGGAGCGAAGGCGAGCGAGGUGGCUCCAGACGGUGAUGUCUUCAUAGAGGACGAGCAGGUCCUCCACUUCAGAGUUCCCUCCUGUGAGGACUGUGGAGGGAUACUGAAGCCUGAGGUCACGUUUUUUGGAGACACAGUGAACAAAGCGAUGGUUGAGUUUGUGCACGACAGACUGCGGGAGUCGGAUGCGAUGCUAGUCGUGGGGUCAUCGUUACAGGUAUAUUCAGCGUACAGGUUUUUACUGGCAGCGGGUGAUCGGAAAAUGUCGGUUGCCAUCCUGAACAUCGGACCCACGAGGGCCGACCACCUGGCUCAGCUGAAAGUGAGAGGCCGUUGUGCUGAAGUGCUGCCCGUCAUUCAACCUCUCUGACUGUCAGGGACAUGCAGUUUGGAUAUUCUACAUUAAGCUGGUCAAAACUACCUCGGACUUAAACAGGUAAACAACAACUUCAGGACGACCGUCUCGACUGUUUGGCACUUUUUUGUGAAAAAGGAGCAUCUACACUCCUCUGUCUGGAUAAAUCACUGCUAUUAUCAAAAUAGGGCAAAAAUGGACAGAUCUGCUCAUAUGUUAUUUCACCUUAUUUCACUUUAUUAAGUGAAAAAAAGUCUUGGAAAUUAAAGUUCUCUGCACACUAUAGAUUGAUGUCAGGUAGGGCUGUCCCGAAUACCAGUUUUUGGGCUUCGAAGCUUCGCAGUACAGCGCAGCAGGCUGACAUGUUCUUCUGUCCGUCUGUCUCCAUCUCCCGUUUCAGUGCUGCUGCCGCACUACUGUACACAC